This is a messenger RNA of Pleuronectes platessa (European plaice), 1674 nucleotides long. Its product is annotated as V-type proton ATPase subunit d 1. The transcript is spliced from 8 exons. The record is from RefSeq and is a predicted model, not a curated record. Gene Ontology annotation, biological process: vacuolar acidification; proton transmembrane transport; vacuolar transport. Bases 98 to 1156 code for a protein of 352 amino acids. Lineage: Eukaryota; Metazoa; Chordata; Actinopteri; Pleuronectiformes; Pleuronectidae. Gene Ontology annotation, cellular component: lysosomal membrane; vacuolar proton-transporting V-type ATPase complex; early endosome. Gene Ontology annotation, molecular function: proton-transporting ATPase activity, rotational mechanism.
AAUGCAGAAGUUGUUAUAUAUAAGAGAAAAACAAAGAGAAACACAGUCAAAUGUUGCUCAACCUGUAGCCUGACUUGUUGACAACUCAUUUGGAAUCAUGGCAGAAUUCAGCUUCAACGUCGACCAUGGAUAUCUGGAGGGUCUAGUUCGAGGGAUGAAGGCUGGGAUCCUGACUCAGACUGAUUAUAACAACCUGGCCCAGUGUGAUACGCUCGACGACAUGAAGCUACACCUGCAGAGUACAGACUACGGGAAGUUGUUGUCUUCGUCUGAUGAAAACCUGACAGUGUCUCUGGUGGACCACAAGCUGAGGGAGAACCUGGUGACUGAGUUCAGCUGCCUGCGCUCCAACGCCCUGCCGUUUCUCUCCACCUUCCUCGACUAUAUAACUUACAGCUACAUGAUCGACAACGUGGUGAUGCUGAUCACCGGGGCCCUGAAACAGAGAGACGUGUCCGAGCUCCUCCCGCGCUGUCACCCCCUGGGGGCCUUCGAACAAAUGGCAGCAGUGGGCAUCGCCCGAACCCCGACUGAGCUCUACACCGCCAUUCUGGUGGACACACCACUAGCUCAGUUUUUCCAGGAUGCUGUAUCUGAGUCCAACCUGGAUGAAAUGGAGGCUGAGAUCCUGAGAAACAAACUGUACAAGGCGUAUUUAGAGUCUUUCCACUCACUCUGCAAAACGAUAGGCGGAGCCACGAAGGAAACAAUGUGUCCUGUCCUGGAGUUUGAGGCGGACAGGCGGGCCUUCAUCAUCACAGUGAACUCUUUCGGGACAGAUCUGAGUGGCGCUGACAGGAGCGCUCUGUAUCCGUCCUGUGGUAAACUCCACCCUGAGGGGCUGCAGCUGCUGGCCAAGGCGGAACACCACGAGCAGGUCAAAGCUGUGGCCGACUGUUACCCUGACUAUAAAAUCAUUUUUGAUGACCCUGUGCCAGGAUCAGAUUUUAAGACUCUGGAGGACAGGUUCUUUGAACGAGAGGUUAAACUGAACACACUUGCGUUCCUGCAGCAGUUCCACUUUGGAGUGUUUUACGCCUACAUCAGACUGAAGGAGCAGGAGAGUCGCAACAUUGUCUGGAUCGCCGAGUGUGUCACCCAGAGACAGAAGUCCAAGAUACACAACUACAUACCCAUCUUCCAGGGCACAAAUUGAACUGAGCGACAGAAACAAAUAAAAACAUGUAUUCAACAUACAGGGCAUAUUAUAAAGAAUUGAUAAAUGCACAUCAUCAUACUGAAAAUAAUAUUUGUCAAUGUCUUUGUGAUCAAAGUUCGGUUGUUAGGAUUAGUUACUGAGUUUAACUAUAGCAAAUAUCUUCAGGGUUUGUUUGUUUGCUACAGUGAUUAUUAAAAAUCUGAUUGUUAUAGAUAGAUUGCUCAACGUCACAUAAUUUAGACAGGAAAAAAGUGUACAUUACAGGAUUUAAAAUAUUGUGAAACUAAACAAUAGGGUACAACAUUGUAUGAUAAAAAAAUAUAUAAUUAAUGUAACAUAACCAGUGGUCUAUAGCAGUUUUGCUUAAGCAGCUAACGGUGUGGUAAAUCACUCAUCCUUGCUUCUCAAAGGCCUUCAUACUUUCACUGAAACAGAAGAAAUACAAGAAAUUAGAAAAAUGUCAAAAUCGUUCCUCUUUUUUUUUGGAGAAAUAUAAACAUGAGAGUACAGUUUCA